AUGUGGAAUUCGGCGGAGAAUUUAGCUGCGCGGUCGGCGUCGUUUAGGGAAGAAGGCGACGACGAGGAGGCGCUACGGUGGGCAGCGCUGGAGAGGCUGCCGACGUACAGCCGUGUACGACGGGGAAUUUUUAAGAACAUUGUGGGAGAUUCGAAGGAAAUUGAUGUCGAUAAAUUACAAAUGCAGGAGCAUAAAAUUAUACUGGAUCGGUUAUUUAAAUCCGUUGAAGAUGACUGGGAGGAGUUCUUCAGGCGUGUGCGACGUCGUUUUGAGAGAGUUGAUUUGGACUUUCCCAAGAUUGAAGUCAGAUUUCACCAUUUUACUAUUGAAUCUUCUGUUCACCUUGGUAGUAGAGCUUUGCCUACAAUUCCAAAUUUUGUAUUCAACAUGACUGAGGCUUUGUUCAGGCAGCUAAGGAUAUCCUCUAGUCGAAGAAAGCUGAAAAUUUUGGAUGAUAUUAGUGGGAUAAUUCGACCAGGAAGAUUAACUUUAUUAUUGGGUCCUCCAAGCUCUGGAAAAACAACACUGCUUCUUGCCCUUGCCGGACGUCUUAAAUCCAAUUUGCAGAUGUCAGGGGAAAUAACUUAUAAUGGACACGGUCUGAAUGAAUUUGUUCCCCAAAGGACAUCUGCUUAUGUCAGUCAACAAGAUUGGCAUGUAGCAGAGAUGACAGUAAGAGAAACUCUUGACUUUUCUGCACGAUGCCAAGGUGUUGGGUAUAAAUAUGAUAUGCUUCUGGAACUUGCAAGAAGAGAAAAGAUUGCUGGGAUUAAGCCUGAUGAAGAUCUUGAUAUAUUCGUGAAGGCGUUGGCUCUGGAGGGGAAGGAGAUGGGACUUGUUGUGGAGUACAUUUUAAAGAUUUUAGGGUUGGACCAUUGUGCGGACACACUGGUGGGAGAUGAAAUGCUUAAAGGAAUCUCUGGGGGCCAAAAGAAGCGUCUUUCGACAGGUGAAUUAUUAGUAGGUCCAUCAAGAGUGCUAUUCAUGGACGAAAUAUCAAAUGGUCUGGACAGUUCUACUACCUACCAAAUCAUUAAGUAUCUGAGGCAUUCAACCUGUGCACUGGGUGGAACCACAGUGAUUUCUUUGCUUCAACCAGCUCCUGAGACUUACGAGCUAUUUGAUGAUAUUAUUCUCUUGUCUGAGGGUCAGAUUGUAUACCAGGGCCCCCGUGGAACCGCUCCUGAAUUCUUUGCUUAUAUGGGAUUUUAUUGUCCAGAGCGAAAGAAUGUUGCGGAUUUCCUUCAAGAAGUUUUAUCGGAGAAGGACCAAAAGCAAUAUUGGGCCAUUCCUGAUUGCCCACACCAAUACAUACCAGUAGCGAAUUUUGUUGAAGCUUUUCGAUCUUACAGUACCGGGAAGAAUUUAUAUGAGGAGCUAGAUACCCCAUUUGAUAAGCGCUAUAAUCAUCCAGCAGCCUUGUCAACUUCUAAAUAUGGGGUCAAGAAAAUGGAACUUCUCAAAACCAGCUUUGACUGGCAGCUGCUACUUAUGAAAAGGAAUUCAUUUAUUUAUGUUUUUAAAUUUAUUCAGCUCCUUUUGGUUGCUCUGAUUACCAUGACUGUUUUUUUACGGACAACGAUGCACCACGACACGAUUGAUGAUGGAGGGCUUUAUCUUGGAGAUUUAUAUUUUUCAAUGGUGAUUAUUCUUUUCAAUGGCUUUACGGAGGUUUCCAUGUUGGUUGCUAAGCUUCCGGUUCUUUACAAGCACAGGGACUUACACUUCUACCCAUGUUGGGUUUAUACACUACCAUCUUGGGCCUUGAGUAUUCCAAUUUCACUGAUUGAGUCUGGUUUUUGGGUGGCAGUUACAUACUAUGUAGUUGGGUUUGAUCCAAAUAUUACAAGAUUUUUUCGACAGUUUUUCCUGUUUUUCUUUCUGCAUCAAAUGUCUCUAGCUCUUUUUCGCUUGAUGGGCUCCUUGGGCCGCAAUAUGAUUGUGGCAAAUACUUUUGGAUCCUUUGCCAUGUUGAUAGUGAUGGUUCUUGGAGGAUACAUUAUUUCAAGAGAUCGGAUCCCUGCAUGGUGGAUCUGGGGUUUUUGGAUUUCUCCACUGAUGUAUGCUCAAGAUGCUGCUUCUGUGAAUGAAUUUCUUGGUCAUUCUUGGGAUAAGAGAAGUGGAGACAACUCAAAUUUAUCAUUAGGCGAGGCACUGCUCAAGUCACGCAGUCUGUUUCCAGAGAGUUAUUGGUACUGGAUUGGUGUUGGCGCAUUAAUCGGAUAUAUAAUUCUGUUCAACAUCCUUUUUACCUUCUUCCUUUCCUACCUGAACCCUUUGGUGAACCAUCAGGCAAUUGUUUCUAAGGAAAAGCUUCAGAACAAAGACCAGAACCUGAAUGGACAACCAGCUAUUAUGCAGCUAAGAGACUUUUUACAGUAUUCAGGCUCAUUAGCAAGAAAAAGUUUUAAACAAAAAGGCAUGGUGCUUCCUUUUCAACAACUUGCUAUGUCAUUCAGCAAUAUAAAUUACUAUGUGGAUGUACCCCUGGAAUUGAAGCAGCAAGGAGUAUUAGAGGACAAACUGCAAUUAUUGAAUAAUAUUACUGGAGCAUUCAGACCUGGGGUGCUGACUGCAUUGGUUGGAGAAAGUGGUGCUGGAAAAACCACACUCAUGGACGUAUUAGCUGGCCGAAAAACUGGAGGCUUUAUAGAAGGCAGUAUCAAAAUAUCUGGUUUUCCGAAAAAUCAAGAGACUUUUGCUCGAAUAUCAGGUUACUGUGAGCAAAAUGAUAUUCAUUCUCCCUGCUUGACUGUAUUUGAAUCUCUUCUGUACUCUGCCUGGCUACGUUUGGCAUCUGAUAUUGAUUUGGAAACACAGAAGGCAUUUGUUGAGGAGGUAAUGGAACUUGUGGAGCUUGUUCCUUUGAGAGGAGCUUUGGUUGGUCUGCCAGGAGUCAAUGGACUUUCAACAGAGCAAAGAAAACGUCUCACCAUUGCUGUUGAACUGGUAGCCAAUCCCUCGAUAGUAUUUAUGGAUGAGCCCACAUCAGGGCUGGAUGCAAGAUCUGCAGCCAUUGUGAUGAGGACUGUGAGGAAUAUAGUAAAUACUGGACGAACAAUUGUUUGCACAAUCCAUCAGCCCAGCAUUGACAUCUUUGAAUCCUUUGAUGAGCUUUUACUUAUGAAACGGGGAGGGGAGCUCAUUUAUGCAGGUCCACUUGGUCCCAAGUCUAGCAACCUAAUUGAGUAUUUUGAGGGAGUUGAUGGUGUGCCAAGGAUCAGACCUGGACAUAAUCCUGCUACAUGGAUCCUAGAGGUCACAUCAUCUGUCGAAGAAGCCCGUCUUGCUGUUGAUUUUGCUGAAAUUUACAGAAGAUCACAACUUUUUCAGUGUAAUAAAGAGUUAGUAGAGAGGCUAAGCAAACCAAGUAGCGAUACAAAAGAUCUGCAUUUUCCCACCAAGUAUUCUCAGUCAUAUUUUGAUCAGUUUGUGGCUUGCCUUUGGAAGCAGAACCUAUCUUACUGGCGAAACCCACAAUACACUGCAGUUCGAUUCUUCUACACGUUAAUUAUAUCACUAAUGCUGGGAACAAUAUGCUGGCAAUUUGGUUCGAAAAGGGACACACAGCAGGACAUAUUUAAUGCUAUGGGAUCCAUGUAUGCAGCGGUACUAUUCAUUGGAGUAACCAAUGCCACUUCUGUUCAACCAGUUGUUUCUGUUGAAAGAUUUGUUUCAUACAGAGAAAGAGCAGCAGGAAUGUAUUCUGCAUUACCAUUUGCAUUUGCUCAGGUGGCUAUUGAGUUUCCUUAUGUAUUCAUGCAGUCGCUAGUUUACUGCACAAUAUUCUACUCAAUGGCCUCCUUCGAGUGGACUGCUUCGAAAUUUAUUUGGUACAUAUUCUUUAUGUACUUUAGUAUGUUGUAUUUCACCUUUUACGGGAUGAUGACAACUGCUGUGACUCCCAAUCAUAAUGUGGCUGCCAUUAUUGCUGCCCCUUUCUACAUGCUUUGGAAUCUCUUCAGCGGAUUUAUGAUACCUUACAAGAGAAUCCCUAUAUGGUGGAGAUGGUAUUAUUGGGCAAACCCUGUAGCCUGGAGUCUGUAUGGCCUUGUUGCUUCCCAAUAUUCUGACAGUGAUAAACUUCUGAAGCUCUCAGAUGGGAUUCAUACAGUGUCAACAGAACUUUUAGUGAAGAAUGUUUUCGGAUUUCGGCAUGAUUUCAUUGGAAUUGGGGCUAUUAUGGUGGUUGGAUUUUGCUUGUUAUUUGCAGUCAUCUUUGCUUAUGCAAUCAAAUCUUUCAACUUCCUGAAGAGAUGA
This is a messenger RNA of Fraxinus pennsylvanica, 4260 nucleotides long. The record is from the annotation of a GenBank genome assembly. Lineage: Eukaryota; Viridiplantae; Streptophyta; Magnoliopsida; Lamiales; Oleaceae.